UUAUUUUUCUCCCUUCCUCCCUCUCUCUCCUCUCCAUCCCUUCUUCUUCUUCUCUCUUCUCCUUUUUCUUACUUUUCCUCCAUAACUCGUAAUAAUAAACAUCCAUCUUCCACGCAUCAGCAUUAGAGAGGCUAUUUGAUCUUUUUUGGGUCUUUUUAUCUUCUUCUUAUUACUCCAGCCAUCAUCUCAUAUACACCAAAAUCAUCCACUACCACCAGACAAGAUGAAGUUCUUCGCGACUCUCCUCUUCGCUGCUGUUGGCGUUUCUGCCGCCAGUACGACUUCGCCAGAUACCCCCGGCUCCAGCUGUCUCGCCGACUACAUCCUCGAGGACUGCCUCGGCUCAACCACCAAGACUGCCAACGCUUGCAAGCCCACCGACUACGACUGCCUCUGCGCCGCGUACCAGGCCGUCUUGACCUGCUACAACAACUGCCCCAACGACAUCCGUGCUCCCUCAGUCCAGCAACAGGUCGACUCCUACUGCCGCACCGCCUCCCUCCUGUCUCCCAAGACCACAGCCUCCACCCCCAAGACCAAGACACAGGGCUCUUCAAACUCCGAGGAGACUUCUGGCUCUGCUGCCCCCAGCAAUGACGAUGCUUCCACCACCGACUCUGGUCCCUCUCAGACCGCUGGCUCCCAGUCUCAGACAAGCGCCACUACCGGCGCUCGUAGCUCCAGCACCAACGCCGCCGCUGCUCCCACCAUGGGAAGCGUUGCCGGUCUCGUCAUGGCUGUUGCCGGUGCUGCUGUCGCUAUGAUCUAAUGAGUGAAUGGGAGGAGGAUGAUGUCAAGUGUUUGCAUGCGAAAAGAUUGAAUGAAUUGGAUUGUUGGGCUCGGAGCACAACAAGCGGGCGUAUAAUAAUAAUAGUCGGGAACUGGUUCGGCACGCGUUUGCUCAUGUAAUUCUAGUUUACCUCUUAAUAUGACGUUGGGAUUCCGCGUCAAACCAUCGUACCUAAAGCUCGUGGUGCUCAAUAAUGUUGUAGAGUGAAGGUUGCACAGCU
Molecule: messenger RNA, 1010 nt
Organism: Trichoderma harzianum CBS 226.95
Lineage: Eukaryota; Fungi; Ascomycota; Sordariomycetes; Hypocreales; Hypocreaceae
Exons: 3
Coding region: 224-769 (181 amino acids)
Source: RefSeq, a predicted model, not a curated record